AUGUUUAUGACGAGCAGACGGUUUCAACACAUAGGCCAGUUUUUUCAUACGUUCAACAACAAUGCGGUGCCAGUCAACAAUACAGAAAAAUUGAUCAAAGUGAGACCAGUGAUGGACUACCUGAAACACCGGUUUCAAGAAGUGUAUAACCCAGUGAAAGAGAUGUGUUUGGAUGAAGGCACAAUGGCAUGGCGAGGCCGGUUGUCGUUCAAAGUGUACAAUCCAAACAAACCACACAAAUAUGGCGUGAAAUUAUAUAUGCUAGCCGAAUCAACAUCUGGCUACAUUUAUGGAUUUGAAGUGUAUUCUGGCAUUGGUCAAACCAUCAUGGAAACAGUUACUGGUUUGAUGUGGCCAUUAUUGAACAAAGGGCACCACCUCUAUAUGGAUAACUUUUACAACUCGGUUACCCUUACAGAGAAGUUGCGAGAAGUGGGGGUGUACACGUAUGGAACAAUUAGACUCGUACGUGGCGCCCCAAAAGAACUGCAACAUAUAGCAAAGACUAAGAUUGAUGUGGAUACCACAGUCUACCGCCGCAAGGACAACACCUUCAUUCUGCUGUGGAAAGACAAGCAAGUUGUCUCUAUGAUUACCAACCUCCACAAUGCAGACAUAAAUAGAGUUCAAAAACCCAAACGAGUUCGUAGGCCAGAUGGAACAACAGGACUACAGCAG
Messenger RNA from Procambarus clarkii (red swamp crayfish), 678 nucleotides. Its product is annotated as piggyBac transposable element-derived protein 4-like. The record is from RefSeq and is a predicted model, not a curated record. NCBI's taxonomy places the organism in Eukaryota, Metazoa, Arthropoda, Malacostraca, Decapoda, Cambaridae.